GCAGGUGGGGCCGCCGCGGAACUCCAGGUCCGGCCCGGAGCAGAGAGGCGGGGGCGAGAGGGAAGUGGGCGGGAGCUGCGAUCCGAGUCGCCGGAGUUGCGGGCGGCCACGGGGCUGUGGGCUGGUGGGAGCCCACGCGGGCCUGGGCGGGAUGAGCCAUGGCAUCGGUCAAGGUGGCCGUGAGGGUCCGGCCCAUGAAUCGCAGGGAAAAGGACUUGGAGGCCAAUUUCAUUAUUCAGAUGGAGAAAAACAAAACAACAAUCACAAACUUAAAGAUACCAGAAGGAGGGACUGGGGACUCAGGAAGAGAACGGACCAAGACCUUCACCUAUGACUUUUCUUUUUAUUCUGCUGAUAUAAAAAGUCCAGAUUAUGUUUCACAAGAAAUGGUUUUCAAAACCCUCGGCACAGAUGUCGUGAAAUCUGCAUUUGAAGGUUAUAAUGCUUGUGUCUUUGCUUAUGGGCAAACCGGAUCUGGAAAAUCAUACACUAUGAUGGGAAACUCUGGUGAUUCUGGCUUAAUCCCCCGGAUCUGCGAAGGGCUCUUUAGUCGGAUAAGUGAAACCAUGAGAUGGGAUGAAGCAUCUUUUCGGACUGAAGUCAGCUAUUUAGAAAUUUAUAAUGAACACGUGAGAGAUCUACUUAGGCGAAAGUCAUCUAAAACCUUCAAUUUAAGAGUCCGGGAGCAUCCAAAAGAAGGACCCUAUGUUGAGGAUUUAUCCAAACAUUUAGUGCAAAAUUACAGCGAUGUAGAAGAACUUAUGGAUGCAGGAAAUAUCAAUCGUACCACGGCAGCGACAGGGAUGAAUGAUGUCAGUAGCAGGUCACAUGCCAUCUUCACCAUCAAGUUCACUCAGGCAAAAUUUGAUUCUGAAAUGCCAUGUGAAACUGUAAGUAAGAUCCACUUAGUCGAUCUUGCUGGGAGUGAGCGCGCAGAUGCCACUGGAGCCACCGGGGUUAGGCUCAAGGAAGGGGGAAAUAUUAACAAGUCCCUCGUGACUCUGGGGAACGUCAUUUCUGCCUUAGCUGAUUUAUCUCAGGAUGCAGCAAACCCUCUUGUGAAGAAGAAGCAAGUUUUUGUGCCUUACAGGGAUUCUGUGUUGACUUGGUUGUUAAAAGAUAGCCUUGGAGGAAACUCUAAAACUAUCAUGAUUGCCACCAUUUCACCUGCUGAUGUCAAUUAUGGAGAAACCCUAAGUACUCUUCGCUAUGCAAAUCGAGCCAAAAACAUCAUCAACAAGCCUACCAUUAAUGAGGAUGCCAACGUCAAACUCAUCCGUGAGCUGCGAGCUGAAAUAGCCAGACUGAAGACGCUGCUUGCUCAAGGGAAUCAGAUUGCCCUCUUAGACUCUCCGACAGCUUUGAGUAUGGAGGAAAAACUGCAGCAGAAUGAAGCAAGAGUUCAAGAAUUGACCAAGGAAUGGACAAAUAAGUGGAAUGAAACCCAAAAUAUUUUGAAAGAACAAACUCUAGCCCUUAGGAAAGAAGGAAUUGGAGUUGUGUUGGACUCAGAACUGCCUCAUUUGAUUGGCAUAGAUGAUGACCUUCUGAGUACUGGAAUCAUCUUGUAUCACUUGAAGGAAGGUCAGACGUAUGUUGGUAGAGAAGAUGCUUCCACAGAGCAAGAUAUUGUUCUUCAUGGCCUUGACUUGGAGAGUGAGCACUGCAUCUUUGAAAACGUUGGGGGGACAGUGACUCUGAUACCCCUGAGUGGGUCUCAGUGCUCCGUGAAUGGUAUUCAGAUCAUGGAGGCCACACAUCUAAACCAAGGUGCUGUGAUACUUUUGGGGAGAACCAACAUGUUUCGCUUUAACCAUCCGAAGGAAGCUGCCAAGCUCAGGGAGAAGAGGAAGAGUGGCCUUCUGUCCUCCUUCAGCUUGUCCAUGACUGACCUCUCGAAGUCCUGUGAGAACCUGUCCGCAGUCAUGCUGUAUAACCCCGGUCUUUUCCCUAUAAAAGGACCCAUCUGUCUAAGACUUGAAUUUGAGAGGCAACAGCGUGAAGAACUUGAAAAAUUAGAAAGUAAAAGGAAGCUCAUUGAAGAAAUGGAGGAGAAGCAGAGAUGGGACAAGGCCGAGCUGGAGCGCAUGCAGCAGGAGGUGGAAACCCGGCGUAGGGAGACAGAGAUCGUGCAGCUCCAGAUUCGCAAGCAGGAGGAGAGCCUCCAACGCCGCAGCUUCCACAUCGAGAACAAGCUCAAGGACCUACUCGCUGAGAAGGAGAAGUUCGAAGAGGAGAGGCUAAGGGAACAGCAGGAGAUGGAGCAGCAGAAGAAGAAGCGGGAGGAAGAGAGCUCUCUCCGAGUGGAGGAAGAGCUCCAGCAGUUCCAGGAACUCGACUGCAGCGAGAAGGCCGAGAAGAUCCAGAUAUUCCAAGAGCUGGACCGACUGCAGAGAGAAAAAGAUGAACAGUGCGCCGAGCUUGAGUGGGAGAAGAAGAGGCUGGAGGAGCAGGAGAGGGAGCAGGCGCUGCUCAUGGCACACCUGGAAGAGCAGCUCCGGGAGAAGCAGGAGGUUAGCCAGCUGCUGCCGCGCGGGCAGGUGCAGCGGGUGGAGGAGGAGCACAGGGACCUGGAGGGCAUUCGGGCCUCUCUCUUGCACGCCAAGGAGGCUGGCGCUGGAGGGGACAGUGACGGCCAGGGGUUAGAAGAGGCUCAACUGCGUUUCUUCGAGUUCAAGAGACAGCAGCUCGUUAAGCUCGCAAACUUGGAGAGGGACCUGGUUCAGCAGAAAAACCUCCUGGAAAAAGAGCUGGAGGAAGAGCAGGAAGUCCUGGAGCAUGUAAAGUGUGAACAUGACCAAGGAUCGAGGGUGUUGGGAAAAAACGAGGAGUGUGUGGCAGAUGUCACUCUGGUGGCUCGAGACUUUGGGAAGAUGAAACCAGUGGCGUGCAGGCUGCAGAAUAAGCAGCGGCAGCUGCAGCACAUCCUGCAGGAGCACUUGCCGGCUCUGCUGAAGGAGAAGCAGAGAACAGCUGAGAUCCUCCACCGAGGCCCGCUGGGCUUAGACAACACUCUCUAUCAGGUAGAAAAGGAAGUGGCAGAAAAAGAAGAGCAGCUUGCGCAGCACCGAGCCAGCGCAAGCCAGCUGCAGCAGCUCCAAGCCACCUUCGAGUUCACAGCCAACGUCGCGCGUCAGGAAGAGAAAGUGAGGAAGAAGGAGAAGGAGAUUCUCGAGUCCCGGGAGAAGCAGCAGAGGGAGGCACUGGAGCGGGCUGUGGCUAGGCUGGAGAGGAGGCACUCUGCCCUGCAGCGGCACUCUACCCUGGAUGCGGAGAUUGAGGAGCAGAAGCAGAAACUUGCCACUCUGCCCAGCAGCAGCGUAGUGCAGUCAGGGCUCCGGGCUAGCCUGGAGGCUGAACAGGAAGCCCUGGAGAAAGACCGGCAGAGGUUAGAAUAUGAAAUCCAGCAGCUGAAGCAGAAGAUUUAUGAGGUCGAUGGUGUUCACAAAGACCGUCAUGGGAUCCUGGAGGGAAAGACUGCUUCUUUCAGCUUACCACGGAAUGCUGAAAAAUCUCACCUGGUCCCCCUGAUGGACCCCAGGAUCAGUGCUUACAUUGAAGAAGAAGUCCAGAGGCGACUUCAGGACUUGCAUCAUGUGAUUGGUGAAGAUAGCAGUGCAUCUGCAGAAAUAAUAAAGGAUAAUGAGAAACUUCACAAUGGCACCAUUCAACGUAAGCUAAAAUAUGAGCGGAUGGUUUCUCGCUCUUUGGGUGCAAAUCCGGAUGAUCUGAAGGACCCGAUUAAAAUUAGUAUUCCACGCUACGUCCUCUGUGGGCAAGGGAAGGAUGCGCACUUCGAGUUUGAGGUCAAGAUUACUGUCCUAGAUGAGACGUGGACUGUAUUCAGGCGUUACAGUCGCUUUCGAGAAAUGCAUAAAACAUUGAAGUUAAAGUAUGCAGAGCUUGCUGCCCUUGAAUUUCCUCCAAAGAAACUAUUUGGAAACAAGGAUGAACGUGUGAUUGCUGAGAGGAGAAGUCACUUAGAGAAAUAUCUCAGGGACUUUUUCAGCGUGAUGCUUCAAUCGGCAACAUCCCCUCUCCACAUUGACAAGGUGGGAAUGACUCUCUCGAAACACACCAUCUGUGAGUUCUCACCGUUCUUCAAGAAAGGAGUCUUCGACUACAGCAGCCACGGAACAGGGUAGCGCCAGGGGUGAUGGAGGAACCACCAAAGCAGUGCCUUCUAGUUGAAGUGGGCUCCGACGCAGGGGGUCUUCUUACAGGGCUCCAGGCCUGCCUCCUCUUGCUGAAGGCCCACGUGCAGCAGCCCCAACACCUCAUCUUCUUUCCUAGUGCCUGAGUUGGGGCCUGGGAUGCUCUGCCUGCCGAUGGUGACCCUGACAGGCAGCUGUUUCUGUUCGUUGCAGUUGAAUGUGGCCUUUUCCCAUAGUGCUUCCUUCUCACUGCGCAGCGAGGUUCAUCCCCUGUGGCAAGAUGGACAUGGCCUGAUUAUCUUGGGCUCCCCAAGCCAUGCCAACCUGGGACUUCCCAAAGUGGGUGGCACCAGACCACCCUUCAGUGACUUUCAUCCGGUUUCCUCUUUCUCCAAAAUACACCCUAAUUUUAUAAUAUUCCUCCCAUGUGACUGGCUGUAUCCCAAGAAAAGCUUUUUAAAUUGUCUCAUUGUAUUUGUUCCUUUGUUCCUCAUUGGAAUCAGAGCUUUUAUAUAAUACCCAAACACUGUUGUUUACACAGAAUUUCACAUUCUGCAAAAGGGAUUUUUUAUCCAAUCAUGACUAGAGUCUUCCAUGCUUGACACAUUGGAUGUAGACGACGUCACUUAGAACGUCUGUACAUCCCUACAGAUACGAUAAUUGUUUCACUUUGAAUAUUCAGAAACACUUUCCCAAAUCUAAAUGCUACUGUGCAUUCUCGAGCUUUCUCUGCUAAGCACAAAGUGAGCGCAAGGCUAAAUGCAUAUUUAUAAAUAUCAUUUGGUUCACCUUUUUAUGUUAUAGAAUUUACUGGACCUUUGGCUGAAACACUAGAAUUUACAGCAGUUUAUUAAAGCUUCCUUAAAUUACUCAGGACUGAAUGUAGCAUUGCACAUCUAUGUACAGUAAAACUGCUUUGUUUUACUAAAGAGAAAUAUGUGAGUAGAAAAAAUAUAUAUGUGGUAUAUGCUGAAAUGUAUAUAAUUCUGCCUAUAGAUUUAUAUAUGUGCACACACCUGUAUGAUAGUUGUAUCAAAACAUAUAAUCAUUCACACCAAAUUUAUUAAAAGUGUUUGCUUUUUCAAAAUAUAGAUUGAGCUGCUAUCAAUAUUAAAUGAAGCUAUGGAAGCUA
Messenger RNA from Carlito syrichta (Philippine tarsier), 5286 nucleotides. It is a transcript of the gene KIF16B, whose product is annotated as kinesin family member 16B. The transcript has 27 exons. Gene Ontology annotation, biological process: microtubule-based movement. The record is from RefSeq and is a predicted model, not a curated record. Lineage: Eukaryota; Metazoa; Chordata; Mammalia; Primates; Tarsiidae. Bases 159 to 4145 code for a protein of 1328 amino acids. Gene Ontology annotation, molecular function: ATP binding; phosphatidylinositol binding; microtubule binding.